GGCGGCGGCCGGGCCCCAUGCUGGCGGCGGGGCCCCCUGCGCCGGGACCCCCGCGGCACCCUCGGGGCUCGGGCUGAGGCGGGGGCGCGCGAUGCUCGGCUCCGUCAGAUGAAAGUUUGCGCCACUGCCAUGAAGGGACCGCGGUGAGCCCACCGCCGCCUCCGCCCCCCUGCCCGCCAGGAAUUGCUGCCUAAAUGGGUCCAGUCAUGCCUCCCAGUAAGAAGCCAGAGGGCUCAGGAAUUAGUGUUCCCAGUGGAUUGAGCCAAUGUUACCAAGAUAGAGAUUUAUCAAAGGCACUUCAUGAUGACGAGGACCUAGAUUUCUCUUUGCCUGCCAUCAGAUUCGAUAAAGGGGCCAUGGAAGAUGAAGAACUAACUAAUUUGAACUGGUUACAUGAGAGCAAGAACUUGCUGAAAAGCUUUGGGGACUCAGUGUUAAGGAGCGUUAGCCCCGUUCAGGACAUUGGUGAUGACACGCCGCCGUCUCCUGCCCACUCUGACAUGCCCUACGAUGCCAAGCAGAACCCCAACUGCAAACCUCCUUAUUCCUUUAGCUGCCUCAUAUUUAUGGCCAUCGAGGACUCGCCAACCAAAAGACUGCCCGUAAAGGAUAUAUACAACUGGAUCUUGGAACACUUUCCAUAUUUUGCAAAUGCACCCACUGGAUGGAAAAAUUCUGUGAGACAUAAUCUGUCCUUGAAUAAGUGUUUUAAGAAAGUGGACAAAGACAGAAGUCAGAGUAUUGGAAAGGGGUCCUUGUGGUGUAUAGACCCAGAAUAUAGACAAAAUCUUAUUCAGGCUUUGAAAAAGACACCCUAUCACCCAUAUUCGCAUGUGUUCAGUACACCUCCCACAUCUCCUCAGGCAUAUCAAAGCACAUCAGGUCCACCCAUUUGGCCAGGAAGCACCUUUUUCAAGAGAAAUGGAGCCCUUCUACAAGAUCCUGACAUUGAUGCUGCCACUGCCAUGAUGCUUUUGAAUACUGCCCCUGAGAUACAAGCAGGUUUUCCUCCGGGAGUGAUACAAAACGGAGCUCGAGUUCUGAGUAGAGGAAUAUUUCCUGGGGCCAGGCCAUUGCCAAUCAACCCUAUAGGAAGCAUGGCUGUCGCAGUAAGGAAUGGAAUAACAAACUGCCGGAUGCGGACAGAAAGCGAACAGUCCUGUGGCUCUCCAGUUGUUAGCGGUGACCCAAAGGAGGAUCACAACUACAGCAGUGCCAAAUCUUCCAACCACAGGAGCACAUCACCUGCUAGUGACUCCAUUUCCUCUUCCUCUGCUGAUGACCAGUAUGAAUUUGCAACUAAAGGUAGCCAAGACAGCAGCGAAGGAAGUGAAGUUAGCUUCCAGAGCCACGAGAGCCAUAGUGAAACAGAAGAGGAGGACAAAAAGCAAAAUCGGAAGGAGACCAAGGAUUCUUUAGCUGACAGUGGGUAUGCGUCCCAGCACAAGAAAAGGCAACAUUUAAUGAAGGCGAAAAAAGUACCAAGUGACACACUGCCUCUUAAAAAGAGACGUACAGAAAAGCCCCCUGAGAGUGACGACGAGGAGAUGAAAGAAGCAGCAGGAUCGCUUCUGCAUUUAGCAGGAAUCCGAUCCUGUUUGAACAACAUCACCAAUCGGACGGCAAAGGGGCAGAAAGAGCAAAAGGAAACCACAAAAAAUUAGAACAAAUCAAUGAUUUGUUUGAACUUACAAAGUUUUGUUUCAGCACGUCAGGUGAAUUCUAAUGAUUUGUGGCAAUAUCAGCAAUUUUUUCCUUUUUUGUUUUUCUUUAUUUGUUUUUUGUUUUGUUUCUUUUUUUUUUCUUUUUUUUUUUUUUGGACCCUUAAGAUUUUUAUUUUUAAAGGAGAUUGAAGCCAUAGAACUCAUACUGACACUCAGCUAAUUUACAAAAGCUUUUCAUUACCUGAAGACAAAAAGUUAACAAACAAACAAACAAAAGCCAAAAUCGCCAUUGCUUUCCCCGGCUUGUCAAAGCACGUGGUUGGUUGAACACACAGUGACAUCAGCAUUAGUGUGAUGGGAGUAAAAUCAGGCACUUGGAAACCCCCCUUCUACUAGAAGAGCUGUGCAUAAUUGAGUAGUCAUUCAGGCGUGGCCCUUAAGAGUUUUUUUAAUGGCCUUGUGAUCGGGUUAGAAGUAAAUGUGAGUGAAGACAUUUGGGGGGAAGACGAGGCAUGUGCUUCUCCACACCAAGCCAAGACCCGUAUAGCGGCGCGUGUGCCACAGGGGCCUUUGAGCAGCAGCCACUCAUGAGCUGCAACAUGCUGCCCGCGCAUCACGCGCGGCUCCUAACACCGGGGCUUGGUCACUUAAAGUCUGGGGAGAUGGGAACCGUGUGUGCAAUGGGGUUCAGUGAAAUAACGACAAGAAGUGGGAGCGGGGUCACUGUUGGCAGCACCGUUAAUCGCUGAAUUCUGUCUUCUGUAUUCAAUUGAAAGAAUGUUCAAAAAGCCAUAAGCCCGAAGAUUGGCACUGCGUGCAAAAAACAACAGUGAUAGGGAAAAACAAGCUGUGUCUUCUAAACUGCCUGAGUGAAAAGCAAUCAAGUCUAAGAAAUUACAGUAGAUAGUAAGGAAGGAAAUACAUCAGAAUCUUUUUCUGUGGAUCAAAUCCUUGAUCUAACUGUGGAAAACAAAGCUACAAAACCUGCCAUUAGUAGUAUUCCAUAUUUUCAAAGAAAAUGAAAGCGUAUUGGUGAACAGGAGCAAAAGAUCCUGCACUGCCCUCAGAAAGGAGCGAGCAGGUACCGCCAGUCAGGAUUCAUCUGUGCAAAAAUGACCACAGAGAGCCAGAUUCAACCAGCAUAGCCAGCAGAAGAAACUUGAUCCACCUUGCAUGGAUUCCCUUUGGGAGCGGGAGGGAAUACAAAAAGCAAACAGUUCUUUUUAUUCAAAGAUGACAAAGUUCUUGUAAGGUAAAUAAUGUAUUUAGCAUGAAGCAUGAAUUAUUUUCAUAUAAAUAUAGAAAAUAGAGAAAAAGGCUAUGCCUCUAAUUUUUAAGCCCUUAGGCUUAGAGUUUGGUUUUUUGGGUUUUAUUUUUGUUUGUUUGUUUUGUUUUCAUUUUGGUUCUUUUUUUUGUUGUUGUUUGGGUUUUUUUGAAGCAGAUGUUUAAGGUUUAACCUUCUUCAGGGACAAACACUGACUGUUUGGGAACUUACUCUGCAAUAUUAAAAAAAUCUUCAUGCUCUGGUAGGGCUUGGAUGGUUGAAUUCUACUGCCUUGUCUGCACAUUCAGCCCCCCUCUCCCUACUUCUGUUUAACAAAAAAAAAAAAAAGGAAAAAAAAAAACAAAAAAGAAAAAAUGUGUCCUUUCUUCGUCUGUACAUGUGUAACAAGACGCAAUAAUCUGAGGGCAAAUUUAGUAGUGAGUGUGUAUGACAGAAUCGAGAAUAAUGGGAGGUUAAUUGAGGAAAACUCUCUGAUUUUAUUCAGGAAUAAGUAGACAAGAAAAUAGCUUUGCUAAUUUGCCGUGAGGAAAUGAAGUUAGUAAAGAACCUUACUGGGGCGUCCAGAGGAAAAAACAGUGUUACAGAGUGUGAUUCAGGUAUAGUGCUACUCCUGGUAAUGGUGAUUGUUGGAUUGGAGAUCCCAACAGCAGAGAGAAGCCGUGAAUUAAACAAGACAAGUCUCUCUCACCUGGAUUCUUGAAUUUGGUAUGAAAAAGUCUGCGCUUAGAAUAUCCCAGAGGCAUGAAGAAAAUCCCAGGAACCAACUGCUGAACAGAAUGCAAUGGUCUGUUUCUUAAUAAGAAUAUAGGUUAAUAUUUAUCCCUAACAACUGUUUACAGCAGCAGUUUCACCAAGACGGAUCUAGUUGAUGAAGAGUGAGUUAGAGAAGGGUUUUACUUCCCACUCAGUGAACUAAAACUUGCAUUUGGAGGUGCCUGUGGUGUGUGUUCAGUUAAGGAAGCAGAGGACUGAAGGUCAUGCUGGUCUGUACCCGUUUUGUGCCCCGCAGGCAUUUUGUCCUGUAAAGCACAGGGCCAUGCUCAGGGCAGCGCUGCAGAAGGGUGCCCCCUCCCAUCUGAGCCAGCGUGUCCCGGGAUGAGGAGCUGCCUGCGAGCGGCCAGGGCCCAGCACAGCAGUGGUUGCUGGGCCAGGGAGGAAGAGGCGAACCAGGGACUUGCGGAACAGCUCUGCACUCCCCUCAGCCCGCUGGAGCUGGUGCACACAGGGCUUGUUCCCAGGUAGUUAAGUCAGGAGUACACAGACAAUAACUUUUGUCUGCUGCCUCCAGACCUGAAUGUAAAAUUGUGGAGAACAGGAAGGGCUGAUCCCUUGGCCAGGUAGCAGAGAGAUGAGCAAGCCAUGAACGAGCCAUAGCUUUUCCCGUGCGUGACUGGAUUGGGGUAAUUGGCUCCCUCCCAGAUCCACGCUCCCUACAGCCAGAGUCCGCAGGCAGCGAACCACACAACCCCUGCGCAAGGAAACUUGGUCCUUCAUCUUUUUAUGGACUUGGGGAAGAGUAAUUUGGAAUGUAUAAUACUACAGUAUCAGUUUGUCACCACCUUCGCUCGUUAAUGCAUAGAUGUACCAGUUGGGAGUGGUUUAGUAUUUAUUACAAAGCAACAUUGAGAAGUCAAAUGUGGUGGCAGAAAAUACUCUCAAACCAUGGGUUGGCUGUCUCUGUCUUCCAGAGAAAGCGAUGUGGUUGUGUACCAGUGGCCAGAUUCUGUCUACAAUCAGAACACUAAUUCCACAGAAGCUUCACUGAUUGCAGUGUGUCAGUGUAAAUGAGAUCAGUAUCUGCUGAACAACAAGUACCAUUCAUUACUGUGGACUCUUGGUGGAUAAAUAUAUAAUUACCACUAGUAUUACUCACCUUAGAAAACAGUCAUUUUGCAUAAAUAUCUAAUUAGGCAGGUUAUCUUUAUACAUAUAGAUAUAUAUAGAUAUAUAUAUAAUCUAUCUAAGACUUCAACAACUCCUUUAUAUACUUGCUGGUAAACCUAAGAUGUUGGCAAGCAUCUGUUCUCAUGUAAAAAUGGUUGCUCCUGGUCUGAUCUGCUAAGGAGGUGUUGUUCAGUAGGAGUUUACAAAGUCGAGUCCAGGGACCAGCAGUUUGGCUGAGGGCUAUUGCCAUCAACAGCUUACUUUUGGAAUUUAAAAACAACUUGUCCGUAUUGACUCUUCUGACUCUGUUGAAGAGAAGUACAUAAUUUGGAUUCUUAAAAAGUUUAGGAAUCACCUUUAAAAACCAUUUCUGUGCCUGGCUGGCAAUGGCAGCUUUGUCAGAACUGGGUCUACUCCAUCAGAGAAGUUAUCCUUUUUUUAAUAAGAAUUGGGACCGAUUUGUUUUCCAAAACAUAUAAUGUCAGCUUUUCAAUCCAGUUUUCUCUACUUUGACCGAAUCAUGCCAAAAUGGAGUGGUAAUUGCACUGUGUUACGAACUCUCUCAUUUGCCAGAUGUGAAGUGGUUUGGUUCUGCUUGUUUGCUUUCCUUCCUAAGCCAUUUUGGGGUGAGAAGCUGUUGAAUCUCUUAACUUUCCAUUUCCUCCCUCUAGCAGUAUUGCCAAAUUAGCACUUCUCCAAGACAGGUGGGGACUCGGGGAAUCCCAGUAGGACAGCAGGCGUUCAGUGGCGAGUUUCAUGCAGGUGUGCAUUGCAAGGAUGGCUGGGUUUGGCGGCGAGUUCCUCUAGAACGUGCCUUUGCAGCACGGAGUGAAUGCCGCGUGCAGCUUGCACUGGCGCUGGCAGGGAGGUGAGACCCGCCGGUCCUGCUUGUGCUCUGCAAGCCAUUGGAUGUCCUCCUGCAUUUCAAUGCAGGUUUUGCCCACCUUUAAAAACUCAAGCACAGGUCGUGAGCAGCCGUAAUGUGUCACCCCAUAGCUGUUUCUGAAAGCAGUCUGAUUCUAAUCUUCUUCUGGCAGAACCAGCAGUAGUUCUACCAAGAUGGCAGGGUUUUGCAGCUGAAAAGGCUGAUGUGGGAGCUAGGAGGUGUGCCCUGUGGGGCUGGAGAACUGUCCUGUGGUUGUGUUCUCUUCUCUCUGGCAAUUCCAUUGAGGUCCAUAUUCUGGCUCUUUUAACCUGAAUGGGAGAAAGUGCUCCCAAAAGGAGGUGCAGCAGCUCCCAGUGUUUGGCUGAACUACUCCUGCCUACCUUUGGAAAAGAUACAGAGAAGCUCUGGGGACUGCAUUCUUCACUGGAGUGAGGUAGAACUACAUUGACAUACUUUGGCAGAGAAUUAAAUCCUAAAUCACACGCCAAAUGGUACCAGGGAUGAAAAGACCAAAACAACACUUUGUCCCAGUUUCUCGGUAGCUGUGAUUGAUUUUCACCGAGAUUUUGGCUCUCCAAUCAUCUAAAGAUGUAGAUAGGGGCAGUCAGAGGUUGUCUAGAACCCAAAGGUGUCUGAUCUCCUGUGCAGUCAGUAGAGCUGUGGACACCCAAGUGCCCCUGGAAGUCUUUACUACUUCACUGUUAUUACUGUUAUUACCAUUUUUCCUUAAAUCUGGCCCAAGGCAUUUUUGAGAUCAUUCCUCUCCCGUGCUCCAGGAUCAGAAUAAAACUAUCAAGAGAACGCAUUUCCAAUUUCAGAUGCAAUACAAUUUACUUCAUUUCAUGGAGAAUGCAAACCCAGCUCCUUCAGGUGUGUCACUACUGCCUGAAUAGCUCACUGGCGUAUUUUAUAGGAAAUAUUUGGAAAUGUUUUCUUGACUUUGCCACCGAAAGAGCAUUUGAACCAUACAUCCUCCUGAUUGUAACAGAAUAUCAGUGUUGACCGUCUGACCAGUUAAGUUUUAGUAGUGUUCUUCACAGCCCUCCAGUAAUAUAUCAAACACUGUUAUGCACAUAAUGCAGCACUGUGAUCUAAUUUAAAUAAUACUUUUUUAUUAUUUAUACUACUCUAUGUAAUAUACAUCAACACUUUGCUAUAUAACCUAAGUGAUAACCCUCUUCUUAGUUAUUUGCCAAACUUUGACUUUCUGUUUGGUUUAUAUUGCAGUUAGCAGUUAUGAAGUUGUAAUUAUGUCUCUUUUCCUUUGAAACGGGAUGUGUAAGUCAAACUAUACAUUUUGUGUGUGUUUCUGUUCCGAGCUGGAGUUUAUAAGGAUUUACACACAACAUUCGGUGUUCUGUAUAAAUCUGCAUACAUUUGUGAAAUCAUCUGUUAAUCCCCUUUUAUUUAGAAAGUAUUAAUUGAUGGUGGUUUAUUAGGGUUUUUUAUUUUUGCGUUCUUAUUUUUAGUACUGGUUAUUCUUGAAUUAAGCAGAGACUUGUCAGCUGGGUUGCUUUAUCGUUGAUCAUGUACCUGACCUUAUAAUUCUUCCACAGUUCAGCAAACAAGUACUAGCUUCACUGACCAAAAAAAAAAAAAAGUCUCAACCUAAUGUGUCUAUGGUGCUGUAUUUUGCUGGUGUACGUUUAAAACCAGAAAUGAUUUAAAGGUCACUUUUGAGUUGUUUUAAUAAGUAGCCUUUCCCGGUUUUGGGAGUUUGGGGUUUGUUUUGUUUUAGCAUUGAAACAAGGUAUAUUUAUCUGAAGCUAUGUAAUGGUUUUUCUACUGUAUCACAUUUCCUUUUACAAAGAGGGGGAAAUCAACCUGAUGUACCAUCGUUUCCCAGUCAAUGGAAGGGAGUUUCGUUUCACUUUUUUAUUUUCAGUUGAUUUCGUUGGGCUUUGGAUCAGGCCAGUGGAUACAAGAGCUCAUCAUCUGAGGGCUCCAGGGAUAAAUGACAGUUUGUGCUGGCCCUCAGUGGUAGAGGUGAUUUCACCGGAUGGUAGCGUUACGUGCUGGAUUCUGUGAUGCUGAUCAUGUAGAAAUGGGAGUCUUUUUUCGUUUGUUUACUCUGGCCUGAAAUCCCAAGACUUUCUCUUUUUUUGUUCAGAUGACAUUGAACUUGAGUACAUUUUUAAGUUGCUAGAGCAUUGUACAUUUCCUGAGUAUGUGUGUAAGACAGCAAUUUAAAGUCAUACCUAUAUUUGAUAACCAAUUCCAUGCCUGCAUCAUUCACACUCACUACUUAAAACUGCCAUGAUGUAAAAUGUUGCGAGGAAUGAUUUGUGUGUGUAUGAAAAGCAUUAUGGACUUGUACAUUUUUUUUAUACUCUGAUCUGUAAUUUCUGAAAUAUUUUGUUUUACAGAAGAAAAAAAAAAAAAGUGAUAAAGCAAUCAAAAGACCAAGAGAUUCAGUAUCAAUGCUUAAGGGUCACAGGACCUUAACUGGCCAAUAAGUUAAUUUAGUACAGUGAUAAGCCAAUUUUUUUUUCCUGUACUUGGCGUCUGAAGCUGCCAAUUUCAUCAAUAUUAAAAUACAAACUGUGAGGAAUGAACAGUGAUGUUAAGUUGUUUUUGUGUUUACCUAAAUGAGCAGUCCGAAGGCAAGUGCAAUCAGCUGAUCUUUAGGAAAUAUGAAAAAGUUGAUUUAGAGGCAUACUUGCAUUUUACAUUUUCUUGAUGUGUAAUCAUAUUGCCAAAGACAAACUAUUUCAUCAAUUAUUAUUGUAAAUAACACUUUCCCAAAACCUACCAUAAAGUUUCUGUGAUGUAUUGUCUUCCAGUUGCAAUAAAAAUUACUGAGUUGCAUCAAUUGAAGAA
Messenger RNA from Colius striatus (speckled mousebird), 8539 nucleotides. It is a transcript of the gene FOXN3, whose product is annotated as forkhead box N3. Gene Ontology annotation, biological process: regulation of DNA-templated transcription. The record is from RefSeq and is a predicted model, not a curated record. The transcript is spliced from 7 exons. The coding region runs from base 195 to 1664 and encodes 489 amino acids. Gene Ontology annotation, cellular component: nucleus. Gene Ontology annotation, molecular function: DNA-binding transcription factor activity; cis-regulatory region sequence-specific DNA binding. NCBI's taxonomy places the organism in Eukaryota, Metazoa, Chordata, Aves, Coliiformes, Coliidae.